This is a messenger RNA of Aureobasidium vineae, 1644 nucleotides long. The record is from the annotation of a GenBank genome assembly. NCBI's taxonomy places the organism in Eukaryota, Fungi, Ascomycota, Dothideomycetes, Dothideales, Saccotheciaceae.
AUGACUCGUACUGUUUCGACAAACACUGAGGGUGUGCCCACCUACUGGGGCACCUCUGGCAGACCCCUUCAGAUGCUCAUCACCGCCGUCGCCACUACCGAUUUCCUCCUCUUCGGUUAUGACCAAGGUGUCAUGUCUGGUAUUAUCGAAUCCGAUGCUUUCCUCGAAGACUUNCCCGAGGCUGGCUGGGGUAGCAGUUGGCAAGGCUUCAUCGUCUCCAUCUACGCUGUUGGCUGUCUGUUCGGUGCUAUCUUCAUUCUUACUCUCGGUGACAAAUUGGGUCGCCGCAAGUCUAUCUUCAUUGGUGCCUCGGUCAUGAUCAUUGGUGUUAUCAUUCAAGUCUGCUGCGUUGGCACCAGUUCCGGAUCUACAGCGCAAUUCAUCGUCGGAAGAUUCAUCACAGGUUGCUCCAAGGCUCACAACAGAGGCAAAGUCAUCUGCAUUGAGGGUGGUAACGUCGCUGUCGGCACACUUAUCGCUUACUGGAUCGACUAUGGCUGCACUUACGGCCCUCACAACCUUGUCUGGCGUUUCCCUAUCGCUUUCCAGAUCUUCUUCGCUCUUAUCGUCCUCAUCAUUAUGACAAGAUUGCCCGAGUCACCCAGAUGGCUCCUUUCGCACGAUAGACAAGAUGAAGCUCAAGUUAUUCUUGCAGCCCUCCAGGCCAAGCCUACAGACGACCCCGAAGUAAAGCUCGAGUCUGGCAUCAUUCUUGAUUCUAUCAAGGCUGCUGGUGGCUUUGGUCAGAAGAUGCCCUUCUCCGUUCUUUUCACUGGUGGCAAGACUCAGCACUUCCGUCGUAUGAUGCUCGGUGCUGGAUCCCAGUUCAUGCAACAACUUUCUGGCUGCAACGCUGUCAUCUACUACUUCCCUGUCCUCUUCCGCGAUUCCAUCGGCACCACCAAGAACCUGUCGCUCUUGCUCGGUGGUAUCAACAUGGUCGUCUACGCACUCUUCGCCACCACCUCCAUGUUCCUUGUUGAGCGUGUCGGACGCCGCAAGCUCUUCCUUUACGGAACUGUUGGCCAGUGUCUGUCCAUGGUCCUCGUCUUUGCCUGUCUGAUCCCUGGUGAUGCCCAAUCCGCCAAGGGUGCUGCUGUCGGUCUCUUCACCUACAUCGCCUUNUUCGGUGCCACCUGGCUUCCUCUGCCUUGGCUCUACCCUGCCGAGGUCAACCCUCUCAAGACUCGCGCCAAGGCCAACGCUCUCUCGACCGUUUCUAACUGGCUGUGGAACUUCUUCAUUGUGAUGAUCACUCCCGUGCUCAUUGACAGCAUCGGAUGGGGUACCUACCUCUUCUUCGCCGCUCUCAACGCUCUCUUCUUCCCUGUUAUCUACUACUUCUAUCCUGAGACGAGUGGCGUAAGUAUUUUCUAUGUCCAGAGACUCAAAACAAACAUGCUAACUCGAUGCAGNCGCACAUUGGAAGAGAUUGAUCUUAUCUUUGCCAAGGGUUUCCACGAAAACAUGAGCUACGUUACUGCCGCCAAGGAGCUUCCUCACCUGAGUCCUGAAGAGAUCGAUGCCAAGGCUCGCGAGUACGGCUUCCAGUCCUCUGACGACGAGGCUGGUCAAGUCAAGGACGCUCACUUCGGCGAGAAGGAAGACGACCUGGCCUACAGCGGCGGUGGUCAGAUGGUUUAA